AUUACAGAGACAGAGGCAAAAUCUCAAAGUACAAUGAAGUUCUUGGGAGAGACAUUAGCGCAAGUUUCGUUGUUGGCUCUUCUAUUUGUUGCUGGUGGUUCUACGGCGGCGUGGCAACCAACUCUUGACUGCCAAACAAAAUGUGGCAACCUCACAAUCGAGUAUCCUUUUGGCACUUCUCCAGGUUGUUACCACGAUGAAAGCUUUCUCAUCACUUGUAACCAGACAGAGACAGAGCAAAAACCAUUCUUGAGAAAAGGCAACAUUGAAGUUAUCAACAUUUCUCUCAACGGGGAGCUACGCAUCUUGAUGAAUAGUUCCCGUGCUUGCUACAACAAGACGGGAACACUUAUCGACUAUCAAGACCAUUAUAUUCAACUCACUCAUUUUGCCCUCUCCAUCAAGAACAUGAUUACUGCCGUAGGCUGCGAUUCUUAUGUCUAUCUGAACAAGAUGGGAGUAAGAGAUUCCUCAACUGGAUGCUUGUCAGUUUGCAACUCCACUCCACCAAAUGAUGGAUUGUGUUCUGGUGAUGGUUGCUGCCAGACCCCUAUCCCUAUUGGAACUAGCUACUUCGCGGUAAAACCAUACAGCUUUAAUAAUCACACCGAUGUAUUUCAAUUUAAUCCUUGCAGCUAUGCUUUUCUUGUUGAAGAUGGUUCUUUCAACUUCUCUGCCUCUAAAGAUCUUGUAAACUUGCGGAACACUACAAGAUUCCCUGUGGUAGUAGAUUGGUCCAUUGGUGACCGGAAAUGUGACCAAAUUGAAAACAAUAAUAGCUCAUGCAGAGAGAACAGCAUUUGUGUCAAUUCUACUAGUGGAUCUGGUUAUACCUGCGAAUGUAAAAAGGGCUUUGAAGGGAAUCCUUAUCUUGGCUGCCAAGACAUCGAUGAGUGUAGCAAGGAUAAACAUACAUGUGCCACGCAAGAAAUAUGUCACAACAAUAUUGGAUCUUUUCAUUGCAAGAAGAGACAAGAAUUGAGUAUAAUUGUUCUUGUUACAGAGCUGCCUUACGACCCUAGAACAUCAUUUGCGACCAAAAGUAACGCUACGGAGCAGCAAGAUUCAGCUGAAACUUCUCGCGAUCACAACCCAUGUGCUGUGAAACUAAUCGAGAUGCCGAGCUUCAGUGGCCGAGGAAAUGAAAGCUGGCUAAAUACUCACCUCUCUCGAAACAGCACCACCGCGAAGCCAACCAUAAACCAAGACCAAAACUCUUCAAAUCCACCUCGGAAACAGCCGGAACACACGAAAAACCAGCAUCAGCUCCCAAUCCAACAAGAACAGAGCCAAAGAAACCAGAUUGGCGAGUUAAAGAGCCAAAACGGGAAAUCAACCUCCAAGAGCAAACCGGAGAUCAAAAACGGAGCCACCGGGGAACAGAUCCAUUUAGGAACACCACUGAUCCACCAACAAUCCACCGAGAUAGUCUCCACGCUGAGUAGAAACACCAACACCAGGGAAAGGGGAAGGAGAGAAGACGAAUCGACUAGGGAAAUCAACGCCAUAAAGGGAAACAACAACAUCUACACAACGAAGAAGCUACCAGAAGGGGGACCGACGACUGUGCUGUGGAAGCCACCAGCCGCCGGACAACGAAGAAGAUGGUGAGCUUGACGGCUAGGGCGAACUUUGGGGUAGAGAGGAAAAAAAAUUCGACUCCCACUUGCCCUAUAAAACCGGAAAAGAUUCAAAUCAAGAUUUAUAUACUUAUAAAAUUCGAAUUCAUUU
Molecule: messenger RNA, 1731 nt
Organism: Arabidopsis arenosa
Lineage: Eukaryota; Viridiplantae; Streptophyta; Magnoliopsida; Brassicales; Brassicaceae
Source: the annotation of a GenBank genome assembly